AUGAAGCAUUAUGCAGUACCAACUCUAAUUACCAAGCCAAAGACACUUAUAUUUCAUGUUGGAACCAACGACUUACAUAACAAAACACCAGAAGAUCUAAUAAAUGCAAUGAAUGAUCUUGGUGAAACGAUCCAUAGACAGAACAACGAUCCAGUGGAACUUAUAUGGUCGGAAAUAAUAACUCGAACUGAUGAUCCAAACUUAGCAGAAAAGGUAAAUGUAGUCAAUGCCGAGCUCGCUAAAUUAUGUACAGAUAAGGGCUGGGGACUUAUUAAACACAACAACAUUAAAGGAAGUCUUUUAAAUAACUCUGGUCUACAUUUAAAUAAACAUGGAACUACUACAUUAGCUAAAAACAUAAGACAAUUUCUUAGCAGCCAUUGA
Molecule: messenger RNA, 384 nt
Organism: Paramuricea clavata
Lineage: Eukaryota; Metazoa; Cnidaria; Anthozoa; Malacalcyonacea; Plexauridae
Source: the annotation of a GenBank genome assembly